Molecule: messenger RNA, 1774 nt
Organism: Plasmodium cynomolgi strain B
Lineage: Eukaryota; Apicomplexa; Aconoidasida; Haemosporida; Plasmodiidae
Product: metacaspase-like protein
Exons: 1
Biological process (GO): proteolysis
Molecular function (GO): cysteine-type endopeptidase activity
Source: RefSeq, a predicted model, not a curated record
GAAAACAGUGAAGCAAAAGGUGCAGCUAAUUGAUAUACUAAAGAGCUGCACUUUGGAGUUAUCUGUAAAUAUAGUACGGGAUCAAAUGGAUGUAACUUUUUUUAACGUUAAAGAAAUAUAUCACCAUAAGACGGAUAAAGAGAUAAGAGAUGCCAUUUCGAUGCAUCGAACUGAGUCGGAAGUUCUUCGAGCUUUCCGAAGUGAAUACGUGCGCAGCAUUAAUUCACUUCCCCGAACGGUGCCCCCACAUGGGAACCAGUGGGCAGGACAGAGUGCACCUUCCACGAACCAGUGGGCAGGACAGGGUGCACCUUCCACGAACCAGUGGGAAGGACAAAUUGUACACUCCACAAAUCAGUACGUUCAAAGGGAUAACCCUCGAAAGGACAACAUGAACCCCCCCACUGGAGCAGAAUCAUAUGCAUACGCACAAACCGCGUAUGUGCCCAUGACCCCCAACACGGGGAUGACGAAUAGUCACUACCACUACACCCCAGUGAUUCACCAAAAGGAAUUAACAUCUGCAGGUGGUAAAAUCCCCGUUUCUGUGUCCACUCAGUUGAAUAGUGGGACCGUUUUGGCAAAUCAUUCUUCACACCAUACGGGUAUGAACAUCAACAGUAGCGUGAGUAACCCUAGCGUGAGUAACCCUAGCGUGAGUAACCCUAGCGUAAGUAACCCUAGCGUAUGUAACCCUAGCGUGAGUAACCCUAGCGAGAAAUAUAACAUGUGUACCCCCCACAUGGUGGAUAAUUUUUACGGAGGGGGGAACCACACAAAUCAAGUUCCCUACCAAAGUGGUAUGUACAAUGUCGGUGGAGCGUCUCCCUACUCAGACAAAAUCCUGCACCACUCAUCUAGAAACAAAAAAAAGGCAUUACUCAUCGGAAUAAACUAUUACGGUUCUAGGGAAGAAUUAAGUGGCUGUACAAAUGAUACAGUUCGAAUGAUGAACCUGUUAAUUUCAAAAUAUAAUUUUCACGAUUCUCCAACAAGUAUGGUUAGAUUAAUCGACAAUGAAAGCAACCCUAAUUAUAGGCCUACCAGAAAAAAUAUUUUGUCUGCCCUUACUUGGCUCACGAAGGAUAAUGAACCUGGAGAUGUAUUUUUUUUUCUAUACUCUGGACAUGGGUCCCAACAAAAGGAUUACACGUAUUUGGAAGAUGAUGGAUAUAAUGAGACUAUCCUUCCUUGUGACCAUAAAACGGAAGGACAAAUUAUCGAUGAUGAGUUACACAGGUUUUUGGUUCAACCUCUGAAUGAUGGAGUUAAAUUAAUUGCGGUAAUGGACUGCUGCAAUGCGGGUAGUUGUAUCGAUUUGGCUUAUAAGUAUAAACUAAAAUCGAGGAAAUGGAAGGAGGUGAAAAAUCCCUUCCACGUGGUGUGUGAUGUUAGCCAAUUCAGUGGGUGCAAAGAUAUGGAAUUUUCACACGAAAUUGACACAGGGAGACAUGCCCCCGGGGGAGCACUUGUCACGGCGAUGAUACACGUUUUGGGGGCAAGCGAGGCGGCACAGGGGGCGCCACGUGGGGCAAACGCACUCACUUACGACCACCUACUGCAAAACGUGAGCAGCUACAUCAGCAGCUAUCACGACCAGAAAAUUGUUUUUAUGGCUUCUCAAAAAUUCGACCUCAACCGCGUUUUCGAUUUCGACCACAUCCUAAAAAAUAAAAAUGGCAAUUUGGGACAAAAUGUGAACAAACUCGUGCAGAAAAAUAAGAAGAACAAAAAGAGCAAGAAGAACAAACACGACUUCUUCUCCUUCUUCUGA